GCUGUGUGAUCCAUUUGGGGUCAACCAUCCAGAGAUGGGUUAUACUCUAACUGCAGAGUACUAUAAAGGGGUAUGAAGAUUUAGGCUUUUACCACCAGCAAGAACACCAGAGCAAAGAAAAGUCACCUUGAACUUUACACAUUGUUGUAAUAAAGUAGAAGGUUCUCAUUUUGAGCUCUGAAUCCCCAAGAAAACAAAAAAAUUUAACAUUUUGAGAUAGUAAUGGAAUCAGAAGAGGCUGUGUCAGCACCUUCAACGCCAAUGACACCGGGGACUCCCGGUGCUCCACUCUUUGGAGGGUUCAGGCAUGAGAGAGCUGGCAAUGGCAGAAACUCCCUUCUUAAGAGCUGCAAGUGCUUCAGCGUGGAAGCCUGGGCUUUAGAGGAAGGAAGCUUGCCUUCUGUCUCAUGCACAUUGCCCUCUCCUCCGGUUUCACUAGCAAGAAAGGUGGGAGCAGAGUUCAUAGGGACUAUGAUACUAAUCUUUGCAGGAACAGCCACAGCCAUUGUCAACCAAAAGACUCAAGGCGCUGAAACGCUCCUCGGCCUGGCUGGCUCCACCGGCCUUGCUGUUAUGAUUGUCAUUCUCUCCACCGGUCACAUCUCCGGAGCUCAUCUCAACCCUGCUGUCACUAUCGCCUUUGCUGCUCUCAAACACUUCCCCUGGAAACAUGUUCCAGUUUAUGUUGGGACACAAGUGAUGGCAUCAUUGGGGGCAGCAUUCAUACUAAAGGCAGUUUUCCACCCCAUAAUGGGUGGAGGUGUAACAGUUCCUUCUGGGAAUUACAUUCAAGCUUUUGCUUUGGAAUUCAUCAUCAGCUUCAUCCUCAUGUUUGUUAUUACUGCAGUUUCCACCGACACUCGAGCUGUUGGAGAGCUUGCAGGAAUAGCAGUAGGAGCCACUGUCAUGGUCAACAUACUUAUAGCUGGGCAAACAACCGGAGCUUCCAUGAACCCAGUACGAACUCUCGGACCAGCAAUAGCUGCAGGAAACUACAGAGCUAUAUGGAUCUACUUAACUGCCCCCAUCCUUGGUGCCCUUGCUGGGGCAGGUGUUUAUUCUGCAGUUAAACUGCCUGAUGAAGAUGGCGAAAAUCAACAAAAGCCCUCAGUUGAACACAGUUUCAGAAGGUGAUCCAUGAAAUCCUCAUUACACCUAAUAAAACAAAAAGGAAAAUUUCUAUGGUGCAAUGUGUGGACCACUGGACCAUACACACUUCCUUGGUAUCAUGUGUUUUUAACUUUGAUACUAUAUAGCUUUAGCAUUGGUACCAUCACAUUAUAAUUUGAAUAUUGUAAUAAAACUUCAAUCCUGUGGUAUAAAAACUAUAUUGCUGUGGUAUCAAAUA
This is a messenger RNA of Ipomoea nil (Japanese morning glory), 1348 nucleotides long. Its product is annotated as aquaporin NIP6-1. The record is from RefSeq and is a predicted model, not a curated record. The coding region runs from base 223 to 1134 and encodes 303 amino acids. Lineage: Eukaryota; Viridiplantae; Streptophyta; Magnoliopsida; Solanales; Convolvulaceae. Gene Ontology annotation, molecular function: channel activity. The transcript has 5 exons. Gene Ontology annotation, cellular component: membrane. Gene Ontology annotation, biological process: transmembrane transport.